UUAUACACACAAAUUUAUAUAUUGUGUAACUUAAUAUACGUACGAUAUAUACUCUAUGUUCUUAACAUAAUUCUCUAUUUCUUGCCCAUUUUUAAGAAUACUACUACUCUUCAAUAUCUUUCCUGAAGAUCUUCAGUGAAUGCUAAAAUGUAUAAUAUUUCAUAAUUGUUUAUUUACAUUUCAUUAUUUUUAACAUCUAUCUCCUUCAUCUGUUCUUUUCUCUUAAUCCUCAUUCUUUUUUCUUCUUUUUCUCUUCCUCUCACUUCUGGGCUUGCCAACUUGUUCAGUCAAUUUUUGCCCUUGUAUGGAGGUGAAUAUGGAAGAUGAGAAUUCAGUGAUGGGUGAAAGAAUGUUGAGAGAACAAUAAUGAAAGACAGGCCGUUCAUGAAACUGCUUUGCCCGCCACAAACUCCAUUUCAAUUGGAUGGGAAUCAAAUACCAACCCUAUCAGUGAAAAGCAAGCAGUCUGAAUGUUAAGCCAUGAGUUGCCCUCAGAUUGUGGAUUAGCAGAUAUCUCCAGAGAAGGACCUUCAAAACUUCAGCUACUCCUAAUGAAUCCAAGUCAGACUGAGUUAUCAUCAUGGGAUUGUUUCCUUGAUGCAUCUGAAAGUCAGAACACAUUUCAUCUACAAAGUCAGAGCAUUCAACGAGUUUAUUUGAAAGAAUUGCUUCACCCAGAUGACAGAAUUGAUGACAAUCUUAAUGAAUGCCGCUACUUUGUUAAACAGUUCGUA
Molecule: messenger RNA, 734 nt
Organism: Gryllus bimaculatus (two-spotted cricket)
Lineage: Eukaryota; Metazoa; Arthropoda; Insecta; Orthoptera; Gryllidae
Source: the annotation of a GenBank genome assembly